Myzus persicae (green peach aphid) is the source of this 1638-nucleotide messenger RNA. RefSeq names its product hemicentin-1-like. Lineage: Eukaryota; Metazoa; Arthropoda; Insecta; Hemiptera; Aphididae. Gene Ontology annotation, cellular component: neuron projection membrane. The coding region runs from base 475 to 1416 and encodes 313 amino acids. The record is from RefSeq and is a predicted model, not a curated record. Gene Ontology annotation, biological process: synapse organization. The transcript is spliced from 8 exons.
CGUCUGCUCUUCCACGGUUAAACACGUGUAUCGUCGUUCAGCCGUCCCGCGUUAUUUCGAUCGCGUGCGAUAUUCUCAUUUAUUAUUUCAAUAAACAACUAUUUAGGAAAAACACUUUAAUAAUAAAUGGCUUAAACGUACUUUUUUUUUUCGUUCGGUUUGUGCAUUAAGACUUCAAAUCUUUGGAUUACAAUUCGUAUGGUCGAGGUAAAAAUAUUUUUACAUUUCUUAAGUGUUCCAUAAAAUGUGUCAAGUUCUAGAGCUAAAUUUUAUAAUUUAAAAAAUAUUAAACUCGUUCUUUUGUAAAUAUUGUCUGUAAUUUUAAUGUGACGUGUGUGUGUAUAUGUUUUUUCUUUUUAUAUUUUUGUGCCUAUCAUGUACUCAUAUUAUUGGAGCUCUUUGAAAGUGAUGGUUUCUGGUGGCAAAUUUGAUCUGGUGCCAAAGUCUGGAUGAAGUUCUAGUGAAGACAAACUAAUGGAGGCAAUGGUUGUCUGGUGUUAUUGGCAUAAAUUCGGAAUUCAGUACCUAAUAUUUACUAUUAUAUCAAUCAAAAUGGUAUUGGAUGCAAAACCGAUAGUUCCAGCUGAAAUAAGCAAGGAAGAAAUAAGUCCUUACUGGUCUUUCAACGAGACUGCUGAUAUAUCCAAAUAUGAAGAUUUCGAUCACAGGAAGUUCUUAGAACACGAACUGCACCUGGACGUGUCCGACCCGGCUGUCGCCAUCGAUGCCCAGCCACCGGUUAAGCUGCGCACCACUACGAUGGCGCCGUCCACGCCGACACCCGAGCCGAUCAUUCACGUGGGCACGACAAACGUGACGGUCCAGCUGGGCAGUACGGCGUUGCUCCACUGCGAGAUAGCCAACUUGUCCGAGAAAAUGGUGUCUUGGGUACGACGGAGAGAUUGGCAUAUACUGAGCUCGGGUGUGUUGACGUACAUAAAUGACGGACGUUUUCGCGUUUUUCAUUCGGAGAAAAGUGAUGACUGGGAUUUAAGGAUAUCGCCAGUAGCCAAGAUCGACAACGGUACUUACGAAUGCCAGGUGGGCACGGGCACCGGUAUUAUGACACAUUAUUUCAACUUGUUCGUGAUUGUGCCUACGGCUGUGAUAUCGGGCAGCGAUGAGUACCACACACCCGAAGGAAAUUCAAUAGUAUUGUCUUGUAAAAUUGAAAAUAGCCCGGUGCCGCCGCAAUACGUGUUAUGGUAUCAUAAUGGCAAAGUUAUAUCAUCCGGUCAUUUUAAUAAAAACGGACUGAAAACCGAUCGCCUGUCUAUCAGCACUGAACAGAUAGAUCGUAAAAUUUACAGUCGCUUGACAAUCACAAAAGCAAUCCAGAUUGAUACAGGAAAUUAUACGUGUCAGCCUCCAAACACUGACCCGGACUCUACUUACAUUCACAUCACGCCAGGUUAGUUUAAUUCAAAUCAAAUAAAUAUACCUAGUACUUUAUCGAACGCAGGCAAUUGAUACAAUUGAAUAAUUAUAAAUGUGUUUUCAAAAUAGUAAUGGUGUUUAGUAGGUAUAGGUAGUGGCCAGUAGGCAUUGACGAAAUUGAUUAUUCCUUAUCAAUAUCUGUGUAGGUUGAUAAAUAAUUAUUGUUGCAUUAUAAUAUAAUAAUAUACUUCGUACUGUGGA